Messenger RNA from Iphiclides podalirius (scarce swallowtail), 1575 nucleotides. Lineage: Eukaryota; Metazoa; Arthropoda; Insecta; Lepidoptera; Papilionidae. The record is from the annotation of a GenBank genome assembly.
AUGUGGUUCAUCGUGUUCGCAUUAGCGGUGGCCGUUUUGGUGGCGGGGGACCCACCGGGGCCAUGGUGGGGUAGCGCAGUGUAUUACAGGAUCCUGGUCGACUCCUUUAAGGAUGGCGACGGUGAUGGCUUGGGCGAUUUGUUAGGUGCGGCGAAACAGAUGAGCUACGUGCGGGCGCUGGGCGCCGACGCCGUCAUUCUCACGCCGCUCUCUUCUAAGAGCACGGACUGCAGCCAGCCGGGAACCAUCGACUUGAAGCAGAUAGAUCCUCGGUACGGUGAUGUGGACAAAUUCGUCAGCCUCCUGAAGAAGGCCAGCAAACUGGAGCUUAAAGUGGUAAUUACGUUGCAGUUAGAAACAAUUAGCGUUGCGUCCGAAUGGUUUAAGUUGAGCGCAGGCCGCGCCAGGGGAUACGAAGACAUGGUCCUGUGGAAGGAAGACGAGACACGAGCGAGGCUCGCAACGCCUCCUCACGGUGCAAAGAACAACGAAGCUGUGUUGAAUUUAUGUUCGGAGAACACUGCCGCCGCUCUCGUGGAAGCCCUGUGCGUCUGGCUCAAAAGGGGAGUGGCUGGGGCAGUGCUGAAGGUAGAUCACCCCCCGGAUCUUGGAUGCAGCGCGGCAUUGGUGAAAUCACUUGCGAUGGACGCCGUCAGGUGUGCACGCAGCGCUAACUUGGAGGUGCCCGUGACCGUCGUGGAGACAGCGCUGGACGCCGCUGCGGCCGAGCUGUACGCGGAGGCCGGCGCCAAUAGCGUGAUAAGUAAAGCGCUGACGGCGCUGGAUAGACCGAGCGCCGCUGGCUUGGCACUGGCAAUGCACGCGACCGUGUUGUUCUCCCCGCAAGAUGGGCCGGCUUGGACGACCAGCGAGACGGACGAAAAUCGCAUAGCGACCAGGUACGGCAGCGACAUAGUGGACGCCAUUAACAUGCUGGCUUUGACCCUACCCGGGGCUGCCAUCAUCCAACAAGGUGAUGAGCUCGGCGCGGCAGACACGCUCCUGGAAUGGUCUACCACUACAGACUGUUGGCCAGUUAAGAUGACCCCCGCCGCUGCACCGUUCCCUUGGGACGACGGGCCUAGCGCGGGGUUCUCGACGGGACAACCCUGGCUCCCUAUUGCACCGAACUAUAGAUACGCCAACGCUAAGACGGAAUUCGCUAAUGAUUUUAGCCACGUUGGUGUGCUGAGGGUCGCUGCUGCAAUGAGGAGGUCCCCGGCUAUGGGUCCCCAUGCAGAGAUACAACGCUUGGGAGAUGCAAUCGCAAUAUUAAGAUGGGGUGGCGCCGGCUCUCUGCUCAACGUUGCCAACUUGGGCCGAGGUGCCGUCGACGUCCAGCUGUCCAAGAUUCCUGGUCUGCCGUCCGUCAUGUCGGUAGCAGCCAGCUCUAGCGGUUCGAGCGUGUCCAGCGGGUCCCACGUGACCAUAGAUAGGGGCAUUAGACUCAACGCGGGCGAAUCGGUCCUAAUGGCCGGACCGCCCAGACAUUGUGGUGGGCCCGGACCGGUGGACAAGAUCGCCAACAAGCUAUCCGAGGGUUGGCAGAGGAUCAACAAGUACUUCAGCGGUGCA